Messenger RNA from Tribolium madens (black flour beetle), 592 nucleotides. Its product is annotated as coleoptericin-like. Gene Ontology annotation, biological process: defense response to bacterium. The record is from RefSeq and is a predicted model, not a curated record. Gene Ontology annotation, cellular component: extracellular region. The coding region runs from base 80 to 514 and encodes 144 amino acids. The transcript has a single exon. NCBI's taxonomy places the organism in Eukaryota, Metazoa, Arthropoda, Insecta, Coleoptera, Tenebrionidae.
AAAAAGACUGCAGCUCGUAAAUUCAAAAACAGUUUACAACUGACUUCUUUUCAAGCAAAAUCGACAAAAACAAUUCAAAAUGGUUAAUAAAACUAGUUACUACUUCCUGGUUUUUGCACUUGUUGCAUCAACGCUGGCCUUGCCAAUCGAAGAGUACAAUUAUGACUUUGAACAAGCUUACGAACCUGAUGAUUACCAACUUUAUCGAGCAGGACGCUUAAUAGAACCAGUUGAAGAAUACCAAUACACUCCAGAGGAAAKUUCGUAUGAAGAACACAGAGCAAGACGUUCAUUACAACCUGGUGCUCCAAAUUUCCCUGGUCSUUCACAACAAGAYGGAGGAUGGUCGGUUAACCCCAGCGUUUCGAGAGACGACCGUGGAAAUACCCAGACCAAUGUUGAAGUUGGCCAUAAGGGAAAAAAUCACGAUCUUAAUGCUGGAUGGGGAAAAGUUGUUAGAGGACCUGGGAAAGCAAAACCUACUUGGCACGUGGGUGGAACUUACAGAUGGUAAAGAAGAAAAAAACAAACAGCCAGAGUUAUGUCUUGUUCUAUUACCACUAUUUAUAAAAUAAAAUGUAUAUACAAAGUG